CCGCGCGUCCGCGCGACCGCGCGUCGCGUCGCCCGGCAGACGUACAUCUCUCCCGGCGCGGCGAUCUUCCGAGCGGCCGACGUUUCGGGCGAGGCGGACGCGAUGUUGAACAACAUGCGUGUGUACGGCACCGCCUUCCUCGCCUUCAUGGCCAUCGUGGUGUUCGUGGGCGUCAAGUACGUGAACAAGUUCGCCUCGCUCUUCCUCCUCUGCGUCAUCCUCUCCAUCUUCGCCAUCUACGCCGGCGUCAUCAAGACCGCGUUCGCGCCCCCCGAGUUCCCUAUCUGCAUGCUGGGUAACCGCACCCUCAACCGCAACGACUUCGACGUCUGUGCCAAGACGGUGACGGUGACGGCGGCGACGGACGGCGGCGAGACCCCCAACACCACGGGGAGCCCGCUGGGCCCCCUGGGCCCCCUGGGCCCCCUGGGCCCGCUGGGGCCGCUGGUGCGGACCACGCGGCUCUGGAGGCGUUUCUGCGACUCGGAGCUGCUGAACGCCACGUGCAGCGAGUACUUCACGCUCAACAACGUCACCGAGCUGCAGGGCAUACCUGGCGUGGCCAGCGGCAUCCUCAUCGAGAAUCUGUGGAACUCCUACACCGCUGGCGGUGCGCGUCUUGAGAAGUCAUCGCUGGGCUCUGUGGGCACCCUGGGGAGCGAGCGAGCGGAGCGCAGCCUCCCCUACGUCUACUCGGACAUCGCCACCUCGUUCACCGCCCUCGUGGGGAUCUUCUUCCCCUCCGUCACCGGCAUCAUGGCCGGUUCCAACCGCUCGGGAGAUCUGAAGGACGCCCAGAAGUCGAUCCCCAUUGGCACCAUCAUGGCCAUCACCACCACCUCGCUCGUCUACUUGAGCUCCGUGGUUCUGUUUGGCGCCUGUGUGGAGGGCACCGUGCUAAGAGACAAAUUUGGCGAGGGAGUGAACGGCAACUUGGUGGUGGCCACGCUGGCCUGGCCCUCCCCGUGGGUCAUCGUCAUCGGCUCCUUCUUCUCCACGUGCGGAGCCGGCCUACAGAGCCUCACUGGGGCCCCGCGCCUCCUGCAGGCCAUCGCCAAGGAUAACGUCGUGCCCUUCCUGCAGGUGUUUGGCCACGGCAAGGCGAAUGGGGAACCCACGUGGGCUCUGCUGCUCACCGCCUGCAUCGCCGAGAUCGGGAUCAUCAUUGCGUCACUCGACGUCGUCGCUCCCAUCCUGUCCAUGUUCUUCCUCAUGUGCUACAUGUUCGUGAACUUGGCCUGCGCGGUGCAGACGUUGCUCCGUACCCCCAACUGGAGACCACGCUUCAAAUAUUACCACUGGGCACUGUCGUUCCUGGGCAUGAGCAUCUGCCUCUCGCUGAUGUUCAUCUCGUCCUGGUACUACGCACUCGUCGCCAUGACCAUCGCUGGCAUGAUCUACAAGUACAUCGAAUACCGCGGGGCGGAGAAGGAGUGGGGUGAUGGGAUCCGCGGGCUGUCCCUGAGUGCCGCUCGAUUUGCUCUGCUUCGCUUGGAAGAGGGCCCACCACACACCAAGAACUGGAGGCCCCAGCUGCUGGUGCUGCUCAAGCUGGACGCGGAGCUGCAGGUGAAGAACGAGCGCCUGCUCAGCUUCGCCUCGCAGCUCAAGGCCGGCAAGGGCCUCCUCAUCGUGGGCUCCGUCCUGGAGGGAGCCUACCUGCAGAGCCACCGCGAGGUGCAGGGUGCCGAGCAGACGAUCCGCCGCCUGAUGGAGUCUGAGCGAGUGAAGGGCUUUAGCCAGGUGGUGGUGGCCUCGCGGGCCAGCGAGGGAGUUUCUCACCUGGUGCAGUCCAGCGGCCUGGGAGGCCUCAAGCCCAACACGGUGCUCAUGGGAUGGCCGGCUCGCUGGCGACAGAGCACCGAUCCACGCACCUGGAAGGACUUCAUCGAGACGGUGCGAGUGACGACGGCGGCGCACCGCGCGCUCCUCGUCGCCAAGAACGUCGCCGCCUUCCCCGGACGACAGCAGCGCUGGGCCGAGGGCUCCAUUGACCUGUGGUGGAUCGUCCACGAUGGCGGCAUGCUCAUGCUGCUGCCCUUCCUGCUGCGUCAACACAAGGUCUGGCGCAAGUGUAAGAUGCGCAUCUUCACGGUGGCACAGCUUGAGGACAACAGCAUCCAGAUGAAAAACGACCUCACCACCUUCCUCUACCACCUGCGCAUUGACGCCGAGGUGGAGGUGGUGGAGAUGCAUGACCACGACAUCUCGGCGUACACGUACGAGAAGACGCUCGUGAUGGAGCAGAGGUCGCAGAUGCUGCGUCAGAUGCAGCUCUCCAAGUACGAGCGCGAGAUGGAGAUCCAGAGCAUCACGGACGUCUCCCGUGGCUCCAUCAAGCGCAAGGCCACCACCACCACCACCACCACCACCGCCACCACCGCCACCACCGCCACCACCACCGCGACCGCCGCCACCGCCGCCACCGCCAGCGCCUCCCCGCUUGCGGUGGCGUCCGACCCGGCCGGCAGCUCCGCCGGGGCCUCCGACGAUCGCCAACAGCGGCAGCAGCAGCGGGAGGAGGAGGUGGAGGAGGAGGAGGAGGAGGAGGAAGGGAACCGCACGCCGGACCACGUGUGCACCGAUGAGGUGCAGCUCGUGCCGCCGGCUACUCCCGGCGCCGCGGGCCUUGAGGCUCAGGGCGCCGACGGGCCGGCCGCUCAGCUGAGCCCUGGCGAGGGCAGUGAGCGGCAGCGCACGUGGACACACGAGCGGGGCCGUGACGGGGACACCACGCCGGGCGAUGCCUGCACUCCACAGGGCCUCAAGGAUUUGUUCAACCUCAAACCGGAGUGGGAGAACCUGUGAGUAGUGCACCCGCUUACUCACCACUCACUCACCACUCACUCACCACUCACUCA
This is a messenger RNA of Petromyzon marinus (sea lamprey), 2861 nucleotides long. NCBI's taxonomy places the organism in Eukaryota, Metazoa, Chordata, Hyperoartia, Petromyzontiformes, Petromyzontidae. The record is from RefSeq and is a predicted model, not a curated record.